UAAAAGUCCCUGCUGCUAGAUCGCCGAUCACUAGGGAAGGCAGAGUUAAAGGAGUCUUUGGCUAGGUAACAAGAGCUAAUGUUACUGUCUUCUGAAUACAUUUGAAGAUAAUCAUUUGAUUAGAAGAGAGCUCAUUUUUUACAUUGCCUGUGUGUUAGUUCUUUUUUAGCAGCAUUUACCUCGAAAGGAGCUGCAGACUACGCCUUCUUCAAGUUGACUCGAGUUGCCAGAGAUGUUUCAGAUAAAGAAGGUUUGUUGCAUUGGGGCCGGCUAUGUCGGGGGUCCCACAUGCACUGUGAUCGCACAAAUGUGUCCCGAGAUCACAGUCACUGUGGUGGAUAUCAAUGAGUCUAGGAUCAACGCUUGGAACUCGGAUACGCUGCCCAUAUAUGAGCCGGGUCUGAAGGAGGUGGUGGAGUCGUGCAGAGGGCGGAAUCUCUUCUUCUCCACGGACAUCGACACGGCCAUCAAGGAAGCCGACCUAGUAUUUAUUUCUGUGAACACGCCCACAAAGACCUACGGCAUGGGCAAGGGCCGGGCGGCCGACCUCAAGUACAUCGAGGCCUGCGCCCGCCGCAUCGUGGAGAUGUCCGACGGCUACAAGAUCGUGACGGAGAAGAGCACGGUGCCGGUGCGCGCCGCCGAGAGCAUCCGCCGCAUCUUCGACGCCAACACCAAGCCCAGCCUCAACCUGCAGGUGCUGUCCAACCCGGAGUUCCUGGCGGAGGGCACGGCGGUGCGGGACCUGAAGGAGCCGGACCGCGUCCUGAUUGGCGGGGACGAGACGGCAGAGGGCCAGAGGGCCAUCCGAGCGCUGUGCGCCGUCUACGAGCGCUGGGUGCCCAAGGAGCGCAUCAUCACCACCAACACCUGGUCCUCGGAGCUCUCCAAACUGGCGGCCAACGCGUUCCUGGCCCAGCGAAUCAGCAGCAUCAACAGCAUCAGCGCCCUGUGUGAGGCAACCGGGGCCGACGUGGAGGAGGUGGCCAAAGCCAUCGGCAUGGACCAGAGGAUAGGCAGCAAGUUCCUGAAGGCCAGUAUCGGCUUCGGAGGAAGUUGUUUCCAGAAGGACGUGUUAAAUCUCGUUUACCUGUGUGAAGCGCUCAACCUCCCGGAGGUGGCCUCCUACUGGCAACAGGUGAUUGAUAUGAACGAGUACCAGAGACGGCGUUUUGCCUGCAGGAUCAUAGACUGUCUCUUCAACACAGUCACUGGCAAAAAGAUCGCUCUCCUCGGCUUCUCCUUCAAGAAAGACACCGGGGACACCAGGGAGUCUUCCAGCAUCUACAUCUCAAAGUACCUGAUGGAGGAGGGGGCCAAGCUGCACAUUUAUGACCCUCAAGUCCUGAAGGAGCAAAUCAUCCUCGACCUCUCCCAGCCCCACAUAUCUGGGGACAGCCCCCAAAGAGUGGGCGAGCUGGUCACCGUUACCAAAGACCCCUAUGAGGCCUGCCAGGGGGCCCACGCACUGGUGAUCUGCACCGAGUGGGACAUGUUCAGGGAACUGGACUACGAAAAGAUCUACAAGCAGAUGCUGAAGCCCGCCUUCCUAUUCGACGGCCGCAGAGUGUUGGACCACCUCCACGGGCAUCUACAGAACAUCGGCUUCCAGAUUGAGACCAUCGGUAAAAAGGUGACGACGCUGCGGAUUCCUUACACCCCUGCGGCAGUGACAGAGCCCCCGGCCAAGAAAACCAAAGCUUGAACCUUUCUCAGAGACACACAGACACACAGACACACACACAUUCCGACACACGCAUUCCGUUCGCACACAUCCUGCAGCUGGUUCUAAUCAUUUCAAUAACGAUUAUAACCCAUUUCUUGUCGCUACUUGCCGAUAGCUGCUAUGUGAUUAAGCGGUUAAUUGGCUAGGUGGCCAGAGAUCCAGAAGUCCAGUGAACGGUUAGGAAUGAUGUCUAAGGGAGUGGAUUGAUUAAACUUAUGAGCCAGUGUCCCCCAUGGAACCAAAUCGAAUGCAGUACGUUGCACCGAAAUGUUUGACAAUUAUAUGUAAACUAUAUUUUUAUGUAUUUACUAUGUAAUGUUGAAUCAGCAUUUUUAAUAGAGCUUAAACAUUUUUAUACAUAUUAAGCAUUUUUAUAAAUCAUCCUCUGCUGUACAUGGGUCUGAGACUAAGAAUAUGUCUGCAAUCUUUUUUUUUGCCAAAUGGACCAAUGAAAUAAAACUGUCCUGUGCUUCUGUGA
This is a messenger RNA of Gadus macrocephalus (Pacific cod), 2204 nucleotides long. It is a transcript of the gene ugdh, whose product is annotated as UDP-glucose 6-dehydrogenase. NCBI's taxonomy places the organism in Eukaryota, Metazoa, Chordata, Actinopteri, Gadiformes, Gadidae. The transcript has 12 exons. The coding region runs from base 233 to 1705 and encodes 490 amino acids. The record is from RefSeq and is a predicted model, not a curated record. Gene Ontology annotation, cellular component: cytosol; nucleus. Gene Ontology annotation, biological process: glycosaminoglycan biosynthetic process. Gene Ontology annotation, molecular function: UDP-glucose 6-dehydrogenase activity; NAD binding.